UUACUCUUGCCUGUAUAAAUGUGGAUGUGGAACUCAUGCUUGCUGAGACUUCCUGGAGGAACUUGCCUGUAAGGAGUCCACUUAUCACAAUGAAAGUUCUUCUGGGUUGCCUUGUGGUCCUCGCCUCCUUGGUGACUUCAUGUAAUGCACAAUGCUAUGUACAACUUCUUGAGAGACUUCCAGACCAGACAUCUGAUGACUGCAAGGAUGCUGAUGGUGAUAAACAUCCCAUCGACUCCAGUUGGGAGAAGAACUGUGAGACGUGUUUUUGUACAAAAGAUUCAAUUCAGUGCUGCAACAAUGUUCCAAUACCUAUGGACUAUGACAGCAGCAAGUGUGAGAAAAUAUUCCACCCGGAUAACUGCACCUAUUCUGUGGUAGAACGGAAGGAUCCAGGGAAAGCCUGUGUUGUCAACAGCUGGAUAAUGUAAAUGUGCUUCUAAUGGGCCCAGUGCUCCAAGCUGACGGAGCCUAGGUUCCCCCAGGAAAUGCUUCAUUCUCCCACAGCUGCUAAUAGUCUGUGAUUAUAGAGCUCUAAUGGUUAGUAAAAAAAAAAUUUUGAUGAGCAAGCAUUUGAAUAUGUGUAUGCUUAAAAUUUACUAAUUAUGCUUUGUAUUGAUUAUAUGUGCUAUAAAGCAAAUAAACAUUUAAUGGAGGAGACAGAAAGCUA
This is a messenger RNA of Nannospalax galili (Upper Galilee mountains blind mole rat), 670 nucleotides long. It is a transcript of the gene Msmb, whose product is annotated as microseminoprotein beta. NCBI's taxonomy places the organism in Eukaryota, Metazoa, Chordata, Mammalia, Rodentia, Spalacidae. Bases 36 to 431 code for a protein of 131 amino acids. The record is from RefSeq and is a predicted model, not a curated record. The transcript has 4 exons.